UGAUGCAACUUAUACAGAAGAAACUAGUUUUUGUAUGGGUUCUAUUGUUACUCAAGAAAUGAAGGGUAAUGAGUUGAUACAAGCUCAGACUCAUAUCUGGAAGUAUGCGUUCAGUUAUGUAAGUCCCAUGUCUCUCAAAUGUGUUAUUGAAUUAGGUAUACCUGACAUAAUCCACAACCAUGGAAAACCCAUAACUCUCUGUCAUCUUGCCGAUGCUCUCUCUAUACCUCCAACCAAAAGAGAUUCGUUGAAUCGCCUAAUGCGUUUUAUGAUUCAUUCGGGCUUCUUUUCGACAAAAAGGCAUGAUGAGAAUCAAGAAGAGGAAGGAUAUGUGCUGACGCCACCUUCAAGGUUAUUACUAAAAGAUAAUGCCAACACAUCGUCAUCUAUCGUGCUCGCAAUGGUAGAUCCUUUCUUUGUAACGCCUUUCCAUUUCCUAACCGACUGGUUCCAAGGGAGCGGAAACACACCAUGUGAAGCUGCUCAUGGUAGGAGCGUAUGGGAUGUUUUGGAGCAGAAUCAUGAAUUUGGCAAGACGUUCAAUGACGCCAUGGCUAAUGACUCCCAUUUAUUGAUGAAUGUAAUCGUCAAUGAGGGUGAGGGGGUCUUUAAGAAUUUGAAUUCUCUGGUUGAUGUAGGAGGUGGGACAGGAGCCACAACUCAAGCCAUUGUUGAAGUAUACCCACACUUGAAAUGCAUGGUUCUUGAACUCCCGCGUGUGGUGUCAAGCUUGUCAGGUACUAACAACAUAGACUUCAUCAGUGGUGACAUGUUCAAGUCCAUUCCUCAUGCAGAUGCAGUUUUAAUGAAGUUCAUUCUUCAUGAUUGGAGCGAUGGCGACUGCGUCAAAAUACUUAAGAGGUGCAAAGAGGCUAUUCCGUCAAGAGAAGAGGGAGGAAAGGUGAUUAUAAUAGAUGCGGUGAUUGGAGAAGAUGAUACUAAACAAGAGCACGAUUCAAUUACAGAAACCCAACUACUCCUAGACAUGAUGAUGAUGGCUCUAGUUGGAGGCAAAGAGAGAAGUGAGAAAGAAUGGGAAAAGCUUUUCUUAGAGGCAGGGUUUUGUGACUAUAAGAUAACUCCUGUUUCGGGGUUUAGAUCCCUUAUAGAGGUUUAUCCUUAGUCUCUAUUUGUAGCAUGCACUUAUUUGCUUUCUUUAUACAUGUUUUUCUGCGUUUGUGUGUGUAUCUUUAUGUGUUUGCCCUAUGCAAUUUUUACUGUUUUCCCUUCGGAUUGUAAUUCCUUCUCUUGAUAAUUUUUCUCUCAUUAGUUUGAA
Molecule: messenger RNA, 1276 nt
Organism: Papaver somniferum (opium poppy)
Lineage: Eukaryota; Viridiplantae; Streptophyta; Magnoliopsida; Ranunculales; Papaveraceae
Product: trans-resveratrol di-O-methyltransferase-like
Exons: 2
Coding region: 35-1123 (362 amino acids)
Biological process (GO): methylation
Molecular function (GO): S-adenosylmethionine-dependent methyltransferase activity; O-methyltransferase activity; protein dimerization activity
Source: RefSeq, a predicted model, not a curated record